UCUUCUCAUGCCCCUUGUGAUUUUCAUGUGUCCAACAACCGCAGCACCCCACCCCCCAACUUCAUAUGUACAUAUGUAUAUAUAUAUGUAUGUAUAUGUGCACACAUGCACAUACAGCUCGCUAUAUAGCAGCCUCAAAUUCUCAUGAUCCUGUCCAAGUAGUAUUAUACUUGCAUUGACUCUUCAGCAGUCUCAGGCUCUCUUUCUUUGCCUUUUCUGGCUAUUUGGGCUGAUUUAAUUGGUCUUGAUUUUCUGGGUAAAUUUAUUCCAGCUUAAAGAAUUUGAUUUCCAGGGAGAUCUUGUAUAAAAUGAAUGCUCUUGCAGCCACCAACCGGAAUUUCAUGAAAGCGGCCCGCAUUCUGGGCCUGGACUCCAAGAUCGAGAAGAGUCUUUUGAUCCCCUUUAGAGAAAUCAAGGUGGAGUGUACAAUCCCCAAGGAUGAUGGGACACUGGUGUCCUACGUUGGAUUUAGAGUACAACAUGAUAAUGCCCGUGGGCCCAUGAAAGGAGGGAUCAGAUACCAUCCAGAGGUUGACCCUGAUGAGGUGAAUGCUCUUGCUCAACUGAUGACUUGGAAGACUGCUGUAGCAGAUAUUCCCUAUGGCGGGGCUAAGGGUGGAAUUGGGUGUUCUCCAAAAGACUUAAGCACAAGUGAGUUGGAACGUCUUACUCGAGUAUUCACCCAAAAAAUUCAUGAUCUUAUCGGAGUUAAUGCCGAUGUUCCAGCACCAGAUAUGGGUACUAAUGCUCAGACCAUGGCUUGGAUUCUGGACGAGUACUCAAAAUUCCAUGGUUACUCUCCUGCAGUUGUUACAGGAAAACCAAUUGAUCUUGGUGGUUCACUGGGUAGGGAGGCUGCAACAGGGCGUGGAGUUGUAUAUGCCACCGAAGCAUUACUUGCUGAACAUGGAAAGUCAAUAAAGGGUUUAACAUUUGCCAUUCAGGGGUUUGGAAAUGUUGGCUCGUGGGCUGCAAGGCUUAUUCAUGAAAGAGGUGGCAAGGUUGUUGCAGUGAGUGACAUAACUGGAGCAGUGAAGAACCCUAAUGGAAUUAAUAUACUGGACUUGCUUCAGCACAAAGACGCCACAGGAAAAUUAGCUGAUUUUUCUGGUGCCGAUGCGAUGGAUCCAAAUGAUUUGCUUACGCAUGAUUGUGAUGUUCUCAUACCAUGUGCUCUUGGCGGAGUCCUAAACAGAGAAAAUGCUGGAGAUGUCAAGGCCAAAUUCAUCAUAGAAGCUGCAAAUCAUCCUACCGACCCAGAAGCAGAUGAGAUUUUGUCGAAAAAAGGAGUUACAAUUCUUCCCGACAUUUAUGCAAAUGCAGGAGGAGUGACUGUUAGCUACUUUGAGUGGGUUCAGAACAUUCAAGGCUUUAUGUGGGAUGAAGAGAAGGUCAAUCAAGAGCUUAAGAGAUACAUGACAAGAGCCUUCCAUAACAUCAAGGGCCUGUGUAAAUCUCACAACUGUGAUCUUCGCAUGGGCGCUUUUACGUUGGGAGUGAACCGUGUUGCUCGGGCUACUCUUCUGAGGGGUUGGGAAGCCUAAAAAUUCUCAACAACUACAUCAUUCAGCUCCCGACAACAGCUUUCCCACCAUGGCAUUGUGUUCAAGAAUUUAUCAUUUCUCCAAAUCUUUUGAUGCAGAUGAUAGUUAUGCUCUUUCUAUACACUACCAAAAAAUGCAAUACAGCACCAAAAAUCUUAUGACUUAAAGUUAUUGUUUUCGGAUUUGUGUUUAAUUUGUUUAAGACAGCCAUCUUUGUUAAGAACUCUGUGUUCUAAGAUUAAAUCAAGAUAUGAACUUGCAAUAAUGGUAAUAAAAUUAAGAUUUAGUUGUUCAAUAA
Messenger RNA from Sesamum indicum (sesame), 1842 nucleotides. RefSeq names its product glutamate dehydrogenase A. Gene Ontology annotation, molecular function: L-glutamate dehydrogenase (NAD+) activity. Gene Ontology annotation, biological process: L-glutamate catabolic process. NCBI's taxonomy places the organism in Eukaryota, Viridiplantae, Streptophyta, Magnoliopsida, Lamiales, Pedaliaceae. Gene Ontology annotation, cellular component: mitochondrion. The record is from RefSeq and is a predicted model, not a curated record.